Molecule: messenger RNA, 1260 nt
Organism: Drosophila obscura
Lineage: Eukaryota; Metazoa; Arthropoda; Insecta; Diptera; Drosophilidae
Product: dnaJ homolog subfamily C member 17
Exons: 1
Coding region: 72-965 (297 amino acids)
Biological process (GO): spliceosomal complex disassembly
Cellular component (GO): spliceosomal complex
Source: RefSeq, a predicted model, not a curated record
CGUCGCUGUGCUAGUCCGCAAUUGUUGUGUUGUAAUUUCCUCGCCGGUUGAAAUCGAAUCGAAUCGCGAAAAUGGCCAGCAAAAAGUUUAGCGACAUUAAUCUGUACGAUCUGCUGGGCAUAUCCAUUGAAGCCGAGCAGAAUGAAAUACGCAAAGCGUAUCGUAAGCGCGCCCUCGACUGCCAUCCGGACAAGAAUCCUGACAAUCCGCAGGCGUCUGAACGCUUUCACGAGUUGUCCAAGGCCUUGGGCAUACUCACCGAUGACACCGCACGAGCUGCCUACGACAAGGUGCUCAGGGCGAAAAAGGCCGCCGAGCUGCGGAGCAAACAGUUGGACAGCAAACGCCAGAAACUCAAACAAGAGCUGGAGGAGCGCGAACAGGCGGCCCUGCACAAGCUCCAUUCCAGUCAACCAUACAGCACGGUGCGCAAGAGUGAUGAGGAUGUGCUGCAGGAGCAAAUCGAACGGCUGCGCCGUGAGGGUUCCAAGCUGCUGGAGGAGGAGCAGCAGACCAUGAAGGAGCAGCUGCAGCGCAGCUAUGCGGAGAAGCACAAACCGCAGCAGGCCACAUUCGACUCAGCCCAGCAUCGCAUCAAGAUCAAGUGGAAGGCCGAUAAGGGUGACUACACGCAGGACAAGUUGCUCAAGUACCUAAAGAAAUACGGCGAGGUGGUGGCUCUGGUGAUGAACAGCAAACGGGGCGGCCGUGCCAUGGUGGAGCUGACGACGCGCGAAGCCUGCGACAUGAUCCUGGCCUAUGAGAAGGGCGAUCCAUCCAAUCCUUUGCACUUCGAGUGGGUAACGCCGCCGGCAGAGGAAAAGCAGAGCUCCAAUGCAUCCACAAAUGCCAGCCAUAAUUCGCCGCUAGACUAUGAGGACCUGGUCAUGCGCAAGCUACGACAGGCCGAGGAACGCAAGCGUUUGAUAGAACAAAUGAUGAAGGACGAGCAGGCCAACGAAUAACCAGUAAUUUAAAUCAAGAAAUAUUUAAGCACACAACACAGCAGUUAAGUUAAGUUAAUUAUAAACAAAAUUGUUAUUUCAGUUACAUUUAAAUCACUGUAAUUAGGCUUAAUUUAGUUGUAGAUCAAAAACAACAAGUUGGCAGUUCUUAAAUCACAGCUAAAUUUAGUUGUAAACGAAACGCAACAAGUUGGCAGCCUGGUUGCAGCUGUAGUAAAACAGCUGUUGAAAUUUUGUUAAUUGCAAAAUGCAAAAAAAUGCCACGAAAGAGAAAUAAAACAAAUUUGUAUACCAA